GCGGAACCGUGCCGGUUGGUGGGUGGCCGUGUGCGCAGGCGCGGCGGUAGGGAGCGAAGAUGGCGUCCGGGGGUUACAGGCUCAGCUGCUCGUUGCCCGGACACGAAAUGGACGUGAGGGGCCUGGCGGCCACCCUGUACCCCGAGAGCGCUUUCGUGUCCGUGUCCAGAGACCGCACCGCUCGGCUCUGGGUACCCAACAGUUCAAGCAAAGGUUUUACAGAUAUGCACUGUAUGAAUGGGCACUCAAAUUUUGUGUCAUGUGUAUGCGUCAUAGCACCCAAUGACACAUACCCUCGGGGACAAAUUGUAACAGGAGGCAACGAUAAUAACAUUUGUGUCUUCACACUGGAUAGCCAAACUCCGCUGUACAUUCUUGAAGGACAUAAGAAUACUGUCUGCAGUCUUUCAUCUGGAAAAUUUGGUACAUUGCUUAGUGGAUCUUGGGAUACUACAUCAAAAGUCUGGCUAAAUGAUAAAUGUCUGAUGACAUUGCAGGGUCAUACAGCAGCAGUGUGGGCAGUAAGGAUACUACCCGAACAAGGUUUCAUGCUGACAGGAUCUGCUGACAAAACGAUUAAACUGUGGAAAGCAGGCAGAUGUGAACGCACUUAUACUGGUCAUAAAGAUUGUGUUAGAGGACUGGCCAUUUUGAACGAUUUAGAGUUCCUGUCUUGCAGUAAUGAUGCCACUAUUCGCCGAUGGGAAAUCUCCGGCGAGUGUUCACAGGUUUACUAUGGACAUACCAACUAUAUCUAUUCCAUAUCAGUCUUCCCUAAUGGAGAGGAUUUUGUUUCUACGGGAGAAGAUCGAUCCUUGAGAAUUUGGAAAAAGGGUGAAUGUGCUCAAACCAUCAGGCUGCCAACUCAAUCUGUUUGGUGCUGCUGUGUGCUGGACAAUCGUGACAUAGUUAUAGGUUCAAGUGAUGGUAUAAUAAGAGUUUUCACAGAAGCUGACGAGCGGGUAGCCAGUGCAGAAGAGAUCCAGACUUUUGAAAAUGAGUUGUCUAGUGCAACUAUUGAUCCUAAAGCUGGAGAUUUGGGGGAUAUAAACAUCAAUGAACUUCCAGGAAAAGAGCAUCUUGAUGAGCCUGGUACAAGGGAAGGUCAGACACGACUAAUCAGAGUUCAAGACAAUGUCCAUGCCUAUCAGUGGAGUGUUGUUGAUGGACGAUGGAUGAAGAUUGGGGAUGUAGUGGGUUCAUCAGGAGCAACACAGAAGACAUCUGGCAAAGUCCUUUAUGAAGGCAAAGAAUAUGAUUAUGUCUUUACCAUUGAUGUUAAUGAGGCUGGACCUUCCUUGAAACUGCCUUACAAUAUUAGUGAUGAUCCAUGGCUUGUUGCCCAUAACUUCCUGGAAAAAAAUGACUUGAGCCCCAUGUUUCUAGAUCAGGUUGCCAACUUUAUUAUUGAGAAUACGAAAGGGCAGACACUGGGACAAACAGGCACAGGGUUUUCAGACCCUUUCACAGGUUCCGGUCGUUACAUACCCGGAAGUGGGUUAAGCCCUGGAGGCCCACGUGGUGUGGAUCCAUUUACGGGAUCUGGUCGAUAUGUUCCUGGCUCUUCUGGCUUGGUCCCUUCUGCAGGAGGUGAUCCUUUUACAGGAGGAAAUGCUUAUGUUUCUGCUGAUGGACAAGCACAACCCAGUAAUCCUUACUUUCCCAAAAAAGAUCCUGUCAUAUUUGGACAGGGAAACGUAACCCAGAUAAUGGGAAAGGUAAUGGAACUGAAUGAAAACACAUUAGCUGAACAAAAGUUGUCUUCAGAUGAUCUGCAAAUGCUUGAGAAGUUACUUUCCAUCAUAUCUAAUCCUUCAACUCUUGAGACUCCUACUACACAGCAGUUGGAUGUUUUAUGGAAAGCUGCCCAGUGGCCUGAAGAUAUUUUGUUUCCUGUACUGGAUAUUCUUCGUCUAGCUGUGAAACACCCAGCAGUAAAUGAGCACUUCUGCAGUGAAAACUACAGGACACAGUUCAGCAACUACCUCUUAAACAAAAUAAACCUGCAGGGAAAACCAGCAAAUCAAAUGCUUAUUCUCCGAACUGUCUGCAACUGUUUUGCUAGCGGGUCGCAUGGUUCAAAGCUCAUGAUGUCCUUAAGGGAAACGGUACUUUCUCAAGCAAUUGAAAUGAGAGGAGCUAGCAACAAGAACAUUCACAUUGCACUGGCUACUUUGAUACUAAAUUAUGCAGUAAUUCUGCAUGCAGGAAAUGAUAUUGAAGGUAAAGCACAUUGUUUAUCUAUUAUCAGCACUGCCAUGGAAGUCCUCCAAGAUCCCGAAGCUAUUUUCAGAGCUCUUGUGGCCCUUGGGACAAUUAUAAGCCAUGAUCCUAGUGCUUUGCAAUUGGCUCAAUCUCUGGGAGUUGUUUCACAGAUCCGAAAGUAUUCUUCCAUUUCAGAUCCAUCUAAAGUUGGUGAUUGCUGUAGGUUUGUUCUGAAUAUGCUGUAAUUACCCACUAUUGCAACAAGAGCUUUUCACAUGAUACAGUUAAAUGAUAUCAGUUUUGAUGGCAUUGUUCUGUAAUAUCCUGACAUAAGUAUGGUAAAGCAAAAAAAUCUUGGAGUGUUUGAUUCUCAUAGUGGAACUUGCAGAAAAAACACUAGGAUAUAUAAAUAAAAUAAUAAAUGUUUUGCACAUUUGUUGAUUGUGUUUCAA
Molecule: messenger RNA, 2657 nt
Organism: Callorhinchus milii (elephant shark)
Lineage: Eukaryota; Metazoa; Chordata; Chondrichthyes; Chimaeriformes; Callorhinchidae
Gene: plaa
Product: phospholipase A2-activating protein
Exons: 14
Coding region: 60-2450 (796 amino acids)
Biological process (GO): proteasome-mediated ubiquitin-dependent protein catabolic process; ubiquitin recycling
Cellular component (GO): nucleus; cytoplasm
Molecular function (GO): ubiquitin binding
Source: RefSeq, a predicted model, not a curated record